CAGAUGUUGUUCUGACCAAAAACACGCUAACAUUUUGCAGUCGUGUUGCUUCUGCAAUGGAUAAAUACAACAAAACGAGUUCACGUGAUUUGCUGUCAUGUGGCAACGGUGGAGGUCUGGUUGAGAAGUUGCUCCUUAAAUCAUCAGAUGGCCUCAAGACAGAAAGAAUCCCACAAAGCAGCGUGAUGGAACGGCUGCAGUGUUUCCUCCCGCAGAUCGCAGAAGCCAAUCAAAAGCUGAAGCGGCAGAUGGAGGAAACUCCCGCGGGACAUUUCAACAUAGAGGACGUCGAGACGGCAGAGAAAGUGAUCGAGAUGGACGUCGCUCUGGUCGAGCUCAGCGGAUCGGAGGACGACGACGACGACGACGAGGAGGAUUCUUCGGACUCUGAGGAGGAAUCCCACAUAGUUCUAACUGAGCGCAACCUUAAACUACCGGGGCACAAAGGCAAGAAGGACAUAAUCAACAUUCAGGUUGUGGAGCAGGCGGAGAAAUAGUUGUGUCGUCCGUACGGGAGAUUUAGAACUUUCUUUGAAGAGGUUUGUCAGGACCUCGCUGCCUCAACUUAUUUCAACUCUCCUGUACUGAAAUGAAGAGCAUCCAUCCCCACGGGAACAGUUUGCACUCACUCAGAUCGGAGUAAAGUCAUUUGCCUUAAAGGUCGGAAUAGAUCCCGCAACCGCGUCGUGCUCGUCCAACGGGGAUUCUGGUUUUUCUCAAUUCUCUUAGUUCAUUAUGAAUAACAACGUAUGAUCUAUGUAAUAAAAGUGGUCCGCACACCAGUUGAUGUUC
This is a messenger RNA of Phycodurus eques (leafy seadragon), 792 nucleotides long. It is a transcript of the gene nopchap1, whose product is annotated as NOP protein chaperone 1. Gene Ontology annotation, biological process: box C/D snoRNP assembly. NCBI's taxonomy places the organism in Eukaryota, Metazoa, Chordata, Actinopteri, Syngnathiformes, Syngnathidae. The transcript has 4 exons. The record is from RefSeq and is a predicted model, not a curated record. Bases 57 to 497 code for a protein of 146 amino acids. Gene Ontology annotation, molecular function: box C/D methylation guide snoRNP complex binding.